AUAAAAGAGUGAAGUAUCCAAUAUAACUAAGAUGAAGGGGUUUUUUCAAAAUUGGCCCUCUCUCUUGUUCCGGUGUUAAUCAAUGACUGACCGAGUGAAAGGGGGUGGGUUUUUCUUCGGCUCUAACGGCAACCCAAAACCCUAACCCUCCCUAAUAAAAAAGCUGUGAAGUUGCUGCUUUAACAAUCCUCCAUAAGUGCGCAGAUAUGUUUCUGUCUGAUUAUAUGGAUUAGGGACAAUUUCCUUGUUCCCCAGUAACAAGAACAAGAUAUUGACUCUAUGAUUAAGACUGUAUAUAGCUUGGGUUAAAUUUCAUUACGCAGAAACGGCUUCAAUGGAAAUGGAAGGAGAUUGGAGAUAAAAAGUUUAAUUUGAAAAUCAAAAAGCCCUCAUCAUGUCUGUCGAUCCUACUGCACCAAUGGCUUAUGUGGACGAGGAUGCAUCUUCUGGCUCUGGUGAUGAUAGAAAUAUGUUGGAUGGACACAACAAGCGUCAGUCUUCGACACCCUCUGCUUCUGGUCGUCGCAAAAGGAGUCGCAAGGCUACUGGUGAUGCUAUUGUGGACGCUAUGCUUGAAAUUGCUGCUGCUUCCAAAAUGAGGGCUGCUGCAAUAUUGAAGAAUGAAGACCGCUUUUCUAUAAGCAAAUGCAUUAAAGUCUUGGAUGAGAUGCAAGUUUCUGCAGAUACUUCAGCUAGCAUGGACGACUUUGACUUAGAAUUGGACGAGAUGGAAUUAGUUGCAGCAGCUGCAGGUUACUACUACUAUACCAGUAUAAACAGGCAGCCUCGUUGUAGUUCAUCGCCUAGUGGAAGUGGUUUUAUGAAUGAAGUGCUAGAUGGUCAUGAUGAUUUGUGCCGGGAAAUGUUUCGGAUGGACAAAUGUGUUUUCUAUAAGUUAUGUAACACUCUUCGACAGAGGGGCAUGCUGCGUGAUACUGCUGGUGUUAUGAUAGAAGAACAACUGGCAAUUUUCUUAAAUGUUAUUGGUCAUAAUGAACGUAACAGAGUCAUCCAAGAACGAUUUCAACAUUCAGGUGAAACCAUUAGCCGGCAUUUCAAUAACGUGUUGAAGGCAAUUAAGUCACUUUCACGUGAAUUCCUGCAACCAGCACCUCUCAUGACCCCUCCGGAAAUUCUCUGUAGUAAUAGGUUUUACCCAUAUUUCAAGGAUUGCAUUGGGGUCAUAGAUGGUAUGCAUAUCCCUGCACAUGUACCAGCCAAAGAUCAAUCUCGAUUUCGAAAUAGGGGAGGUGUUCUAUCACAAAAUGUUUUGGCAGCCUGCACAUUUGAUAUGCAGUUUAUAUUUAUUUAUCCAGGUUGGGAAGGCUCUGCUGCAGAUUCACGUGUACUAAGAGCAGUCCUUGAUGAUCCAGAUCAGAAUUUCCCUCAAAUACCUGAAGGAAAAUAUUAUCUAGUUGACACAGGUUACUCAAAUAUGGAAGGAUUCAUUGCUCCAUAUCUAGGUGUUCGCUAUCACCUACAUGAAUUUAGAGGCGCGAACCAGUUACCUAGAAAUGCAAGAGAACUAUUCAAUCACCGUCAUUCAUAUCUUAGAGAUGUAAUCCAGAGAUCUUUCAGUGUGCUGAAAACUCGUUUUCCCAUCCUCAAACUUGCCCCUCAAUAUGGAUUUCAUAUCCAAAGGGAUAUAGUAAUUGCUGCAUGUGUUUUACAUAACUACAUCAGGCGUGAGGAAAGAAAUGAUUGGUUGUUUGCUAGUAUUGAUGCAGUGGAAGAAUUGUCUGAUUUUGAUGAUCAACCUGAAAUGCAGUUGGCUUCUACUAUUCAGGAGCAGAUUGCUUUCUCAUUACGAGAAUCGAUUGCAGCAGCAAUGUGGAAUGACUUCAUAAACAAAUGGGAUCAGUGGUGAUCGGUGGCAAAAUGUCAAAGAGUUCGUAGAGUUGUUGUAAAUCAUAUCAUGGUGAUCAGUUUGAAGCAUAAUAGCUUUUAGGAGAGAAUCGAUUAAAUGUGACCGUAUACACAAUUUCUUUUUUUUUUUUUUUAAGUAACAACUGAUAUUUGUAUACCAACGUUAAAGUUGGUCUUCUGCUUUCGUUUUCUUAUUUUGGUUACUGCAACCUUGGAAGGUUACCCACAUCCACAUCUGGCGUCAGAAGAUUAUGUUGCUUUAACAAUGUUUAUGCAUCAGUUUUUGGCCAUUGGGCAACA
Molecule: messenger RNA, 2166 nt
Organism: Ricinus communis (castor bean)
Lineage: Eukaryota; Viridiplantae; Streptophyta; Magnoliopsida; Malpighiales; Euphorbiaceae
Exons: 6
Coding region: 395-1867 (490 amino acids)
Source: RefSeq, a predicted model, not a curated record